CCACUUCCCCCGACUUCACCACCUCUCCUAUGAACCCCCCGUCCUUCGCUGAUGCGCAAUUCGAUAUCGUCCUAAGGAGGCAACGUACGCGACCUCGGGAGGGCGGUGGAAUUAAACUUACCGCCAUCCCUUCCCGAUUCCUCAACCUCUCAAACCAAUUCGAGUUCGCCGGCUGGGGAACCGUCUCCACGAUCUUCCUUACUCGUGAAGAGCAGCUCAAAGGGGAGGAAACACUGCAGAAGGGACAAAGGGGCAAGGUCCUCGGGCAGUUCACUGCUAGCGCUUUGGCGGGCAAUGAUGUUCUCGGGAGCGUAUUCUAUACGUUACCUGCGAUCGUCGCGGUAUCGGGCGUAUACUCUCCAAUAUCAUUAUUCAUCGCCGCGGUGAUGCUCUUCCUCUGGCGACCUAUUAUGGAAGAACUUGGGUCCGCCCUUCCAAUAAGCGGUGCACCGUACACUUAUUUACUCAACGUGACGUCGAAGUCACUGGCUCUCGUCGGCGCGGCUAUAUUGCUGCUCGACUUCUCUUCUACUGCAAUCGUGUCCGCCGCUACAGCGGCGUCAUACCUAGCGGGGGAGGUCACGCUCCCGUUCCCGGCGUUCGUGGUGGCUAUUUUGGUUUUGAUAGUCUUUACUGCUGUCAGUCUGAGCGGGAUGAAGGAGAGCGCGAGAGUUGCUUUCGCUGUCUUGUCCUUGCAUGUGGUUACAAUGCUGGUCCUAUGGACUGCCUCAGCUAUUUCUUGGGGCCGCCACGGCUCGCAGUUGCUCAAGGACAACUGGGCGGCCGGGCAAGCGGGCUCUUCUGCGAGCAUCGUUCACCAGAUCUUCAACGGUAUAUGCAUCGGGAUGCUCGGAUUAACUGGGUUCGAAUGCACGCCCGCAUAUAUCGCGAGCGUGAAGCUCGGUCGCUACCCGCUGGUCCUGCGAAACCUGCACCUAUGUGCGAUAUUCCUGUCCUCGGUCACUAUGGUGUUCCUGCUCGCCAAUGUUCCUCUUGACAUGAUCAAGGGCGACGCGAAUGUGCUGCGCGACCUUGCAGAGAAGGUGGCUGGGAAGUGGCUGAGGGUAUGGACGGUAAUCGACGCUAUUGUGGUCUUAUGCGGAGGAGUCCUCACCGGGAUAUUAAGUGCUUGCGAACUUAUUGAGCGCCUCGCACACGACCGCGUCCUCCCGAAGUCGUUCCUCAAAACGAUGCCCGUAACGGGCUCGCCGUACGUUGCCGUCCUCGCUUUCGUCGCGUUCAGCGGCGCGCUAUAUGCCAGCGCCGGAGCUAGCCUGUCUAUUGUAUCGAAAAUGUUCUCGCUGGUCUGGCUGAGUACGAUGACGCUCUUCCCGCUGGCAGUGCUGCUGUUGAAGUUCAAUCGCGGGAGGCUGCCCAGGCAGCCGAAGACGGGGCUGACCGUCGUCUUCGUGACGCUGGCUAUAUGCGCCGCGGUGUUUGCUGGGAAUGUCGCGAUCGAUCCGACGACGCUCGGGUACUUCGCGGCGUACCUGGUGGCGAUUAUCAUCCUAUUCUACGCGACGCAGAAUAAAGGGCGGUUCGUGAGGUUGAUGUACUGGGCGUACGACCAGAACGUCAUCCUGCACACUUGGUCGUGGACGCGGGACUGGGCGGAGAGGCUGACGGAGGUGAUGAUGCGUAUGCGGAGGCAGCCGGUGUGCGUGCUCUGUAAGACGGACGAGAUCAACCAUUUGUUCCAGAUGGUGCUGUACGUGAGACAGAACGAGGAGACGAGUAAUCUCAAGCUCGUGCAUUUUUAUGAUGAUGAUGAGGGCAUCCCGAGCGAGAUGGAGGCAAAUUGGAAGAUCCUCGACGAAGCGUUCCCGGAAAUGACUGUGGACUUGAUCUUCGUGAAGGCGCCAUUUAAUCCCACAACGGUCGCCGCUCUCGCCCACCGCCUCGAUAUUCCGCGCUCUCUUAUGUUUAUGAGCUGCCCAGGCUCAGAUUUUCCGCAUUCUGUCGCGGACUUUGGUACCAGGAUCAUUUCGCUGUAA
Gloeophyllum trabeum ATCC 11539 is the source of this 1994-nucleotide messenger RNA. Its product is annotated as AAAP amino acid permease. Gene Ontology annotation, cellular component: membrane. The record is from RefSeq and is a predicted model, not a curated record. NCBI's taxonomy places the organism in Eukaryota, Fungi, Basidiomycota, Agaricomycetes, Gloeophyllales, Gloeophyllaceae. Gene Ontology annotation, molecular function: amino acid transmembrane transporter activity. The transcript has 12 exons. Bases 30 to 1994 code for a protein of 654 amino acids. Gene Ontology annotation, biological process: amino acid transport; transmembrane transport.